AUGCCUGACGACUCGGAGAACAUGCGGGGUACCCGCGACACGCAGCGCCGCCCCUCGCACGACACCGACUCCCCAGCGUCCGCCAGCACCGAACCAACCUCACCCACUCUGGCAACACGCAUCCAACGCUCCGCCGCCGCCCUCGCCCGAACCGCCCUCCCCAGUUCCGGCCCUGACACCACCCACACCCUCUCCUCCGCCACCAGCAAAGCCACCCCCUCCAGCUCCAGCUCCGCGCAUCCCCUCGUCAGCCAAGACAUUGGAUCCGCAUCGCGCACCCCAGCAACGACCCUCGCCCACCCACCACGCCCGACCUUCCGCACCACCCCCAAGCCCAAGAUACCCCACCCUAACCUCCUCCCCCCGGCGUCCCAGAAAGGCAAGCAGCCCGCGUCGGCCGAUUACUCCAGCGCCUGGGCGCGCGCAACGCAGGACGACGGCGCCGCCGUCGUCGCGCUCCUCAACUCGCCCGACUUCAACGCGGACUUCAAUGCAGCCAGCGAGCCAGACAUGAGCGACGAGCCGGCGCCGCUGACAGCGGAGGAGAUAGCCGCGCUGGAGGCGUUCCGGCGGGGUGUCGGCGCGGCCGGCGCGGACGCGGCGCCUGGCGCGCGGUUAACGAGCGCCAGCCUGGUACCUGACAUCGACGCGUUCCUGGCGCAGGAUAGCGCAGGACCAGGAGAGACGGUGGCUGCGCUGCGGGAUCGGGUGCUCGGGAAGUUGGCUGGGGCGGAGGAGUGGGUUGGGGUGCAUGAGCGGUAUCACGAUGAGGUGUGGGGGUUUCUGAGGCCGGCGCUGGAGGCGGCGAAGGCGGAGAUGGAGGAGAAAAGGGAUGGCGAGGGCGAGGGCGAGAGCGAGGGCGAGGGGCCGGCGGUGCGGCGGCUGAGGAUGAUAUUGGAGCAUAUGCGGGCGUGA
Messenger RNA from Penicillium macrosclerotiorum, 915 nucleotides. RefSeq lists its product as uncharacterized. The transcript is spliced from 2 exons. The record is from RefSeq and is a predicted model, not a curated record. Bases 1 to 915 code for a protein of 304 amino acids. Lineage: Eukaryota; Fungi; Ascomycota; Eurotiomycetes; Eurotiales; Aspergillaceae.